Messenger RNA from Leopardus geoffroyi (Geoffroy's cat), 3398 nucleotides. RefSeq names its product unc-5 family C-terminal like (gene UNC5CL). Gene Ontology annotation, biological process: positive regulation of JNK cascade; netrin-activated signaling pathway; positive regulation of canonical NF-kappaB signal transduction. The transcript has 10 exons. Lineage: Eukaryota; Metazoa; Chordata; Mammalia; Carnivora; Felidae. The record is from RefSeq and is a predicted model, not a curated record. Gene Ontology annotation, molecular function: protein binding; netrin receptor activity. The coding region runs from base 176 to 1891 and encodes 571 amino acids. Gene Ontology annotation, cellular component: membrane.
UGUCUGCUGGCCCGGUGACAGAGUCUGACGGACUGCUCUGUUUCCAGACAAGGAACUGCUAUUCCUGGAUGAGCAGGGGGGCCUCUGGAAGCACCCACACAGUAAGGUUUGGACUCAUCCAUCCUGGCACUUUUUACGUGCUUCAAUAACGAGAUCUAUCAGGGCUUGAGUGGGCAUGGUAAAAGCCAGUGAUGUGGGAGAAGGGUUGAGAAUUUCCUCGAAGGACGUGAGAAAAGCUUUGCAGCAGGAGCCCAGAUCUUCGUGCUGGAGGAGGCAACUCCCUAGAGACAGGUUCUUGGCCUUGGCUGGCACAGGGGUGCACGGGGACUGGCAGCAUCAAAUGACCAGGUGGAUGUGCUCCCAUGAGUGCUCCUUCCAACCUGCCCAGUUCCUACUGCUGGUGGGGGUCCCGGUGGCGAGUGCCCUCCUUCUGGUCCAGUGCCUCCGAUGGCACUGUCCUCGCUGGCUGCUGGGGGCCUUUUGGAAGCUGGAUAACCAAGAGGAGCCAGUGUCCCAUCCCACUCCUCUACCAGAAAAUGAGUCCCCAAGGCAGUGCCCGCCAGCCACACUGCCGGAGAUGGCUGCCUUCUACCAGGAACUGCAUACACCCACUCAAGGCCAGACCGUCGUCCGUCAGCUGAUGCACAAGCUGUUGGUGUUUUCGGCUCGAGAGGUGGAUCACCGCGGUGGCUGCCUGAUGCUCCGGGAUAUGGGCAUCUCUCUGCUCAUCCCGCCAGGUGCUGUGGCUGUGGGCCGCCAGGAGCGGGUAUCGCUGAUCCUGGUGUGGGACUUGUUGGAUGCCCCGUCGUUGUCCCGAGCCCAGGGGCUGGUGAGCCCUGUGGUGGCAUGUGGCCCCCACGGGGCCUCCUUCCUGCAGCCCUGCACCCUCACGUUCAAGCACUGUGCCCAGCAGCCCUGCCAUGCACGCACCUACAGCAGCAACACGACCCUGCUCGAUGCCAAGGUCUGGAGGCCCCUAGGGCGGCCAGGGGCCCACACGUCCAGGGACGAGUGUCGCAUCCGCCUCUCUCACUUCAGCCUCUACACCUGUGUGCUGGAGGCGCCCGCGGGCCGGGAAGCCCGCAAAUGGCUGCAGCUGGCUGUGUUCUGCUCGCCGUUGGUGCCGGGACAGUCCCACCUGCAGCUGCGCAUCUAUUUUCUCAACAACACGCCCUGCGCCCUGCAGUGGGCCAUGGCCAACGAGCAGCCCCACGGUGGUCGCCUGCGCGGGCCCUGCCAGCUCUUCGACUUCACGGGGGCCCGAGGGGACCAGUGCCUGAAGCUCAAGUACAUCUCUGAGGGUUGGGAGAAUGUGGAUGAGAGCAGUUGCCAGCUGGUUCCCCAUCUCCACAUCUGGCAUGGAAAGUGCCCCUUCCGUUCCUUCUGCUUCCGGAGGAAAGCAGCCAAUGAGAAUGAGGACUGCUCAGCGCUUACCAAUGAGAUCAUCGUCACUAUGCAUACCUUCCAGGACGGCAUGGAGACCAAGUACAUGGAAAUCCUCAGAUUCCAGGCAUCAGAGGAAGAAUCCUGGGCGGUGCCACCCCCUGUCUCUCAGCCACCCCCAUGCAACAGGCUGCCUCCAGAGCUCUUUGAGCAGCUGCAAAUGUUGUUGGAGCCAAACAGCAUCACGGGCAAUGACUGGCGUCGACUGGCCUCCCACUUGGGGCUCUGCGGCAUGAAAAUCCGGUUCCUGUCCUGCCAGCGCAGCCCAGCCGCAGCCAUCCUGGAGCUGUUUGAGGAGCAGAACGGCAGCCUGCAGGAACUGCACUACCUCAUGACCGUCAUGGAGCGGCUGGACUGCGCCUCGGCCAUCCAGAACUACCUGAGCGGGACGCACGGCGGCGGGGGCGCCCAGGAGAACCAGGGCUUGGAACUGGACGAGAAGCUCUGAGCGCCCCCAGGGGGCAGGGUGGGGACCUCCUCGCAGCACUCUGGGCACCUGGGGGCCCCCGACACCGAGGGAGAGCGCGGCAGCUGCUUCUGGCCGCGCCCACCGACCUCAUCAGAACCCUCAGACGGUGGCUGUGGCCACCGUGAGACCAGGGGGCGGCGGGAUGGGGGGACACUGUCAGCUUCCCUGGCGCGAUCCUAGAGACCAGCUUCGUGCUGCGAACGGGUCCCAUCCUGGUCGGCAGGGGGCGCAGGAGCCCAGGAGAUGGCCCUGGCAUGGCCAGCCUCCAGGAAGCUGCUGCAUAGACCCAGUGGACUGUUAGGCUGCCCUGUCGGCACUCCUUGGGGACUGGUCAGUUCACAAGGAUUCGCUGCGCACUUAGUGAUACUUCGCAUCGGACUGGGUAUCACGGGGGAAUCCUGGCAUGGAGGAAAUGGGGCUUGGAGCUUGACAAACCCGCAGUUCUCUUGUGGGAGUCAAUAUGCCCUCAUGGAUGAGGGGCUAUUUCCAAAACAGCAGUGCCCUGGGGUUAGGGGAUGUGAGCGUGCUUUAGGAGCUGAGACGGGAGGCAGCCGGGCGUGGGCUGGAGCAGGAGAAGGCUUCAUGGAGGAUGCUGGAGAAAGGGUUGGGAUGAGCAUAGAGUGGUUCAGCAGUCUUUGAGUGGGGAUAGAGGGUGAUGGUGGCUGGACUUAGAGUAGGAGCCAAGAGUGAGCAUGGGUGUGCGGGGAGGGUUCAAGGUCAGUCAUGCCCGGCUGUCCACCUGUCUCCUUUGUCUUCCUUUGUCUCUCUCUCUUCCCACCCUUGCCUUGUCUUCCUUUCUUUCUGCCAUUAUCUCUGUCAUAAAACAUCAAUGCUGACAAGAAACUACAAGAUUAACAUUCGUGCCCAACCUUUUUACCUCUUUAUCUGGAACUGUGUGAGUUUUCAGUGUCUCUGGUUCCAUUUUGCUGUCACCAUUUUCUGCAGUCUCUGCAUCCCUGAAUCUGUGUGUUAGUCUCUGUCUUAGCAUCUCUUUGCCUCUACCGAGUCACUGGGCCUGCCUUUGAGGGUUUUCUUCACCCUCGGAAACCCUCAGUCAUUCCCCUCAGGCAAGUGUCUCUGGGCCAAUGUCAUGUAUCAAAGGCAAUGAAAGGACACUGGGCUACCCUAGGAAUGGGGGUGGGGGUGUGGAUUUUACCCUGUGAAUCAAGAUCCAAUUUAGGGUCAGGAAAUAAACAAUAGGGAUUAAAGAACACGCCAUUCAGUCAACAAAUAUUUAUUCCGUGCCUACGAUGUGUUAGACACUGUACAGAAAAGAGAUCAGUGGGCUGGGUCCUGAAAAGAGAACAAAGGAUUUGCCUCCAUUCUAGUAAUGUUUUUGUUUGCAAACAGGUAUUGUUAAAUUUUUUUUUUUAAGGGCAGGCAAGCAAUCUCUUUACUAGCAAUUUGCUUUUGUAUUUAAUGAAAAGAUAUCAAAGCUUUUUCUAUGAUAAACAAUAUUGUAUAAUAAUAAAAUACGAAAAUUUCA